Messenger RNA from Tripterygium wilfordii, 1308 nucleotides. RefSeq names its product probable voltage-gated potassium channel subunit beta. NCBI's taxonomy places the organism in Eukaryota, Viridiplantae, Streptophyta, Magnoliopsida, Celastrales, Celastraceae. The record is from RefSeq and is a predicted model, not a curated record. The transcript is spliced from 5 exons. The coding region runs from base 99 to 1085 and encodes 328 amino acids.
CACGCAGUGUCUGAGCUUCCCUAUUCACUCGGUAUUUUCUCUCUCUUUCAACAACCGAGGACAAGCCCAAAGAGUGGAGUAGAGAGAGAAAGCAAAAAAUGCAAUACAAGAACUUGGGACGAUCGGGGCUGAAGGUGAGCCAGCUCUCCUAUGGAGCUUGGGUGAGCUUCGGAAACCAAAUCGAUGUGAAGGAGGCGAAGUCGCUCUUGCAGUGCUGCCGUGACAAUGGAGUCAAUUUCUUCGACAACGCAGAGGUCUAUGCCAAUGGCCGCGCUGAGGAGAUCAUGGGCCAGGCCAUACGUGAGCUCGGAUGGAAGCGAUCCGAUGUCGUCAUCUCCACCAAGAUCUUCUGGGGCGGCCCCGGACCGAACGAUAAGGGUCUAUCCAGGAAGCACAUCAUUGAAGGCACUAAGGCCUCCCUCAAGAGACUCGACACGGACUACGUCGAUGUCAUCUACUGUCACAGGCCAGACUCAUCAACACCGAUUGAGGAGACUGUUAGGGCAAUGAAUCACGUGAUUGAUAAGGGGUGGGCUUUCUAUUGGGGGACUAGUGAAUGGUCAGCACAGCAGAUCACUGAAGCAUGGGGGAUUGCGGAGAGGUUGGAUUUGAUUGGACCAGUUGUGGAGCAGCCAGAAUAUAAUCUAUUGUCUAGGCACAAGGUUGAAUCAGAGUACCUCCCAUUGUAUAGCAACUAUGGCAUAGGCCUUACUACAUGGAGUCCACUUGCGUCUGGAGUGCUUACUGGAAAAUACAAUAAGGGGAACAUUCCAGCUGAUAGCCGCUUUGCAUUGGAGAAUUACAAGAAUCUAGCAAGCCGAUCAUUGGUUGACGAUGUGCUGAAAAAAGUUAAUGGACUGAAACCUAUUGCUGAUGAACUGGGUGUGCCUUUAGCCCAACUUGCAAUAGCUUGGUGUGCUGCUAAUCCCAAUGUUUCAUCCGUCAUUACUGGUGCUACGAAGGAGUCUCAGAUCCAGGAGAACAUGAAGGCUAUAGAGGUCAUCCCAUUACUGACUCCUGCUGUGAUGGAGAAAAUUGAGGCGGUUGUUCAAACCAAGCCGAAACGUCCAGAUUCGUAUAGGUAAGCACAAGAUAGUUCAUCAGCUCGCUCAUAAUGCAUCCAGCAACAGAAUCUUCUUGAUAUCUGGAAAUUAUUCUCCUUCCUCGUGUUGUUGCCUGUCAUGUGUUUGGAAUUUGUAUGUGUGGACAUUUGUAGUAUGUUAUUGAUUAUUGGAACUGGCUGAUUUUUGCAACAUUGAUAAUGAAUUGAUGAGAACUGGGUUUAGAAAUGUCAAAUCUGUUUGAUAA